Molecule: messenger RNA, 1572 nt
Organism: Nematolebias whitei (Rio pearlfish)
Lineage: Eukaryota; Metazoa; Chordata; Actinopteri; Cyprinodontiformes; Rivulidae
Gene: kcnq1.1
Product: potassium voltage-gated channel, KQT-like subfamily, member 1.1
Exons: 16
Coding region: 1-1572 (523 amino acids)
Biological process (GO): potassium ion transport; transmembrane transport
Cellular component (GO): membrane
Molecular function (GO): voltage-gated potassium channel activity
Source: RefSeq, a predicted model, not a curated record
AUGGGAGCAGCUGUUCAGGAGAUUGUCCUUGUGGUGUUCUUCGGAGUGGAAUAUUUUGUCCGUCUUUGGUCAGCAGGCUGCCGCAGUAAAUAUGUUGGCAUCUGGGGACGACUACGCUUUGCCAGGAAGCCAAUAUCUAUUAUAGAUCUGAUUGUAGUCGUUGCCUCGAUAAUUGUGCUGUCAGUGGGCUCCAAAGGCCAGGUGUUUGCUACCUCUGCUGUAAGAGGUAUUCGUUUCCUGCAGAUUCUGCGUAUGCUACACGUUGACAGGCAGGGAGGGACCUGGCGUCUCCUCGGGUCUGUCGUCUUCAUCCAUCGACAGGAGCUGAUCACAACCCUGUACAUUGGAUUCUUGAGCCUGAUCUUCUCCUCAUACUUUGUCUAUCUGGCAGAGAAAGACACUCUCGACAGCAGAGGCUCCCUUGAGUUUGGAAAUUAUGCCGAUGCUUUGUGGUGGGGAGUGGGAAUUUUAGGCUCCGGCUUUGCCCUGAAGGUGCAGCAGAAGCAAAGGCAAAAACACUUCAACAGACAGAUCCCUGCAGCUGCCUGUCUCAUACAGACAUCAUGGAGAUGUUUUGCUGUGGAGAACUUUGAUUCUGCCACGUUCAAGCUGUUCUUAAGAAAGAAAUGCCAUCUUCCUGCCUCAUCUCUGUCCAGCCCUAAGCUCAAAAAAUCGGUGAAGAUGAGGAGGAAAUUGAAGAGUACUGACAAGGACAAUGGUCCAACUUCUCCCACAGUACCCAGCAUCACCUGCGACUCUGUGUUCGACAGCGGGAGGGAGUUAAGUUCAGAUGUUAACAGCACUGUUGGCACAGGACCUCAGGCACUGGGAGGAUGUGAUCGUCAGCAGUCGUGGACGUCUUUGUUUUCCCUUCAGCUCAGCUCGUCACCUCCAGUGAAAAGAAGCCAUGCCCUUUUGGAUUCCCAGCCCCCCACCCCACUACAGAGGAACAGCAGCUAUGCCGAAGACCUCGAGCUGGAGUCGGAGCGAGAGAGUGAACUGGCUUCUGCCAGCUCAGUGUCACAACUGACAGAGUCACAUCGGCAAGCCAUCCGUGUUAUUCAGAGAAUGCGUUAUUUUGUGGCCAGGAGAAAUUUUCAGCAAGCUCGCAAGCCGUACGAGGUGCGAGACGUUAUCGAGCAGUAUUCUCAGGGAAACCUCAACCUCAUGGUGCGCAUCAAGGAGCUUCAAAGAAGACUAGACCAGUCUUUAGGGAAGAUGACUUUGUUCCAGGCAGGUUCAGACCGAGCCAGAGACAAAGGAAACAAUUCUAUUGGAUCUAGACUCGACAGGAUGGAAGAGAAGAUUACUCAGAUGGACCAAACUCUGAACCGCAUCGCCGAGACUCUCGCAUCGCUGCUGGACCAGAAGGAUGUUGGAGACGACGAAAGCAGAGGCAGGCUGAGACCUCGGCUCAGACGAACAUGUAAUGUCCUCCCCAGCCAGGACAGCCUGCCAGGCUACGAUCAGCUGUCCCCACCCCCCUCAUCCUUCUCCUCCUCCAACAACACGAGCAUGCUUUGUCCCAACCCUCCACUCAGCUCCACCGCCAGUCAGGAUGAGAGCUGCUGA